Messenger RNA from Caenorhabditis elegans, 556 nucleotides. RefSeq lists its product as uncharacterized. The record is from RefSeq and is marked reviewed. Lineage: Eukaryota; Metazoa; Nematoda; Chromadorea; Rhabditida; Rhabditidae. Bases 192 to 332 code for a protein of 46 amino acids. The transcript has 3 exons.
UUUUAGGAUAAAAACCACUACGGGUAAUAAGGUGGCUCCUCGAUCAAACAAAAUAUGUCAUCCUGCAAAGUGACAGUGCUUCAAAUGUCUUUGAGUACCAUGAAGCAUGUAGCGGUGAUGUCUUUUUGGUUCGCGUAGGAAAUCUCAGUACUACAACUUUGUUCGUAAUUCAGGAAGGCAUUGAGAAAAUAAUGAAGUCACACCUACCUCAGGGUCUUCAACGCUGCUUUAUUCAAACUUUUUCGAAAAAAAAAACUUCAAUUAUUCGCUGUAAAACCCCUUAUGAUUCUACCUCACAUCUUUAUACCUCAAAGGCCUACCGUACCUCUUGAAGCUUUUUUGUUGUAACCUACCAUUAUCAAGAGUUGCACCAGUUCCCGCACAUGCCUGCUACUCAAAAAUCCAUAUUUUACAAGCAAAAUUUUGUCGAGAAAGCUCAAAUAUAACUCAGGAUUUUGUCUACCUCAUUUUUGUAUUUUUUUAAAUUUUUUCAAAAAUUCUAUUUUUGUAUUUUGAUAUGUUUUUUUCAAUAAAAAACUGUACUUCUUGCGAAAAU